Fundulus heteroclitus (mummichog) is the source of this 5098-nucleotide messenger RNA. It is a transcript of the gene pde11a, whose product is annotated as phosphodiesterase 11a. Gene Ontology annotation, molecular function: 3',5'-cyclic-nucleotide phosphodiesterase activity; protein binding. NCBI's taxonomy places the organism in Eukaryota, Metazoa, Chordata, Actinopteri, Cyprinodontiformes, Fundulidae. The transcript has 20 exons. The coding region runs from base 636 to 3437 and encodes 933 amino acids. Gene Ontology annotation, biological process: signal transduction. The record is from RefSeq and is a predicted model, not a curated record.
AUCUAUCUAUCUAUCUAUCUAUCUAUUUAUCUAUCUAUCAUUGCCUUACUUAGAGCUGAGGUUGUUGCAAGUAGUUAUUAUUAUUAUUACUAUUAUUAUUAUGCUCGUUGCAAUAUAUGCGUCUUGUGGUAUGAAUGAUCAAAUUAAUGUAUCAAAACUGUACUUAAAUGCUCCUGAAUUAUAGUAUCUGUCAAGCUGCCUUCAUCAGCAUUUACUUGGACUCCCCGUGAGGAAGGCCGAUCGCUGAAGCAACCCUGAGCUCCCUGACAGUGUGACGAAGCGAGCAUCAGCAGGAGCGAGCCAACCACAGCCCGCGUCAUCUGUACAGGAGGACACAAACCACGGGGAGUGCGCAGUGCUGGAGCUGUGCGAGGUGUUUCGGGUGCUCUCACCACUCUCACUUUUGCGCCUACUUAGUUUGCGCUAAUUAUCCGUAACUAGGGGAGCGAUGUCGGGGAAGGUGCGGGCGCGCAAAACGACUCUCCAUCCCUCUCCGCACAGAGCAGGACCUGGAUAUGCAGCUCCAGAGGUUCCCCCCGCGUAGCGCGUCGUGGAAGUUGUUGGCAUCUGCGCGAUCCUCUUUUCCCAACCCCGUCUGGUAAAUCCUCAUAGAUGGUAUUUCUGCGCCCGGUUUUAUGUCUUUGGUUCGCCGAGGACCACCCGAAGCGCAAGGCAUGGCAGUGUCAAAUAUGCUGUUCUCUGACGUGGAAAGUUUCCUGGACUCGCAUCCCGACCUGUUCGAGGACUACCUGAACAGGAAGGGCAAUUACAGCAUGGUGGAGAAAUGGCUCAAGAACCAUCGGGCGAGCAAGGGUCCGGCGGCCGCGGCGCCCAGCGCGGAGCCCCGGGAAGAGAAGGGCAACGCGUGCAAGGACAGCUGGGCGAGCAGGAGCGACGGUCUGCAGCGGAGAGCCUCGCAGAAGGAGCUGCGCAAAACUUUCGCAAGGUCCAAGGCCAUCAACGCGAACAGGACCUACGACGAGCAUGUGAACUCCAGGGCGCAGGAGCCUCUGACCAGCAUGAGGAGGAGAGCUCUGCUGAGGAAGGCGAGCUCCCUUCCCCCGACCACUGCGCACAUCCUGAGCGCGCUGCUGGAGUCCAGAGUCAACAUCCCCCAGUACCCGGCCACGGCCGUGGAUUUCAAGUAUUACCUCAAAGAGCACAGCGAGAGGGAGUUCUUCCUGGAGCUGGUGAAAGACAUCUCCAACGACCUGGACCUGACCAGUCUCAGCUACAAGAUCCUGGUGUUUGUCUGCAUCAUGGUGGAUGCGGACCGGUGCUCCUUGUUUUUGGUGGAGGGCACUGGCAACAAGAAAACGCUGGUGUCCAAAUUCUUUGACGUGCACGCGGGCACCACCGUUCUGCCCUCGAUGAACUCGGAUGAAGUUCAGGUUCCGUGGGGGAAAGGGAUUAUUGGCUACGUGGCUGAGCAUGGAGAGACGGUGAACAUCCCAGACGCCUAUCAGGAUCGCCGAUUCAGUGAUGAAAUCGACAAGCUGACGGGCUACAAAACCAAGUCCCUCCUGUGCAUGCCUAUUCGCAACAGCGACGGCGAGAUCAUUGGGGUCGCUCAGGCCAUCAACAAGACUUCGAGUAGGGAGCUCUUCACUGAAGACGAUGAGAAGGUCCUGCAGAUGUACCUGCCUUUCUGUGGCAUCGCCAUCUCCAAUGCUCAACUCUUCGCUGCCUCCAGGAAAGAGUACGACCGGAGUCGGGCGCUCCUGGAGGUGGUCAACGACCUGUUUGAGGAACAGACUGACCUGGAAAAGAUUGUCAGGAAGAUCAUGCAUCGCGCCCAGACUCUGCUAAAGUGCGAGCGCUGCUCCGUUCAGCUGCUGGAGGACAUUGAAUCACCGGUGGUCAAGUUCACCAAGUCGUUUGAAUUGCUGUCUCCAAAAUGCAGUGCAGAUACUGAGAGCAGUAGUUUCAAAGACAGCAUGGAAAAAUCGUCCUACUCAGACUGGCUCAUCAACAACAGCAUUGCCGAGCUGGUGGCAUCAACAGGACUUCCUGUGAACAUUAGUGACGCAUACCAGGAUCCUCGUUUCGAUGCUGAGGCAGACCAGUUUUCUGACUUCCACAUCCGCUCUGUGCUCUGCGUUCCUAUAUGGAACAGCAACCACCAAAUUAUUGGUGUCGCUCAAGUGCUGAACAGGCUGGAUGGGAAGCCGUUUGACGAUGCAGACCAACGUCUCUUUGAGGCCUUUGUGAUAUUUUGUGGACUGGGCAUCAACAACACGAUCAUGUAUGACCAGGUGAAGAAGUCCUGGGCCAAACAGUCGGUGGCUUUGGAUGUUCUGUCUUACCAUGCCACUUGCUCCAAGACUGAAGUGGAUAAAUUUAAGGCUGCUAACAUUCCCCUGGUCUGCGAGCUGGGCAUUGAUAAGCUCUCCUUUGAUGAUUUCUCCCUGGAUGUCGACGUGAUGAUAACAGCUGCUCUGCGGAUGUUCAUCGAGCUGGGAAUGGUGCAGAAAUUCAAAAUUGACUACGAGACACUGUGCAGAUGGCUGCUGACAGUCAGAAAAAACUACAGAAUGGUCCUCUACCACAACUGGAGACAUGCGUUCAACGUAUGCCAGUGCAUGUUUGCCAUGCUAACGACGGCGGGUUUCCAGGAGACGCUGACCGAGCUGGAGAUCUUAGCUCUUAUUGUAGGCUGUGUGUGCCACGACUUGGACCACAGGGGCACCAACAAUGCUUUUCAGGCCAAGACGGGUUCAGCCCUCGCUCUGCUUUAUGGGACCUCUGCUACGCUGGAGCACCACCACUUUAACCACGCUGUUAUGAUCCUGCAGAGCGAGGGUCACAACAUCUUCUCCAACCUGUCCUCCACAGAGUACAGCGACCUCAUGCAGCUGCUGAAACAGUCCAUUCUGGCCACAGACCUCACGCUUUACUUCGAGAAAAGAAACACAUUCUUUGAACUUGUCAGCAAAGGGGAGUACAACUGGAACGUGAAGGCUCACAGAGACAUGUGCAGAUCUAUGAUGAUGACAGCCUGCGAUCUUGGAGCUGUCACAAAGCCAUGGGAGAUAUCACGCAAGGUUGCAGAGUUGGUGACGAGUGAAUUCUUUGAGCAGGGAGACCGGGAACGACUGGAGCUAAAGCUCACGCCCUCUGCCAUAUUCGACCGUAACAGGAAGGAUGAGCUUCCAGGGCUGCAGCUGGAGUGGAUUGAUGGAAUCUGCUCGCCUCUAUACGAGACUCUAGUCAACUUGAAUCCCAAACUUCAGCCGAUGGUCGAUAUGAUCCGAGCAAACAGAGCCAAUUGGGAGGAACUGAACAAGAAGAGACAAAGCGAGCAGAGUGUUUCCGACCCCACCGGCCCCUAUAGCGCCGAGGCGGCGGAAACCAAGAGCUGCACGGGGGCCAAGCCCGGCAACACGCCCUGCUGCGGUGGCGACUCGGAAAGCGCGCCGCCCAAGACGGCCAGUUAGCCUCUGCUGGGAGAGCUGCGAUGUCCUCGGCCUUUUUUACUCCUCCGAAUGCAGCCUGCGAGCAGAGGCAGCGCAUGCAGAGGUUUCCUGGGCCCUGCUCCUCUUCGCUUUCGCAAACCAGAGAUGAGCUUUAACACUUUGAGUGCGGCGCGAUCCUAGAGUUUUUCUCGCUCCCUUCAGAUUCCCCGUUGCUGAAGGCUGACAGAGCCGCGUUUGGCAGGCUUCGUUGGAGCGGCCGGAGAGCAGCUGACGACACCCGGUCAAGACGGAGAGGAGACCCGCGCCUUCCUGUUGCUCUGACUUUUCGGCAAAAGACUUGAUGCGUGGUGUUUGUCUCUGUUGUGUUUUAUUUUUGUUUUAUUCUUUCGCUCUUGGUAUCUCUCCGUGUUGCUCGCAUUUUGUCCAACGGUUACGUGAUCCUUUUGUAAAUGUGUAAAUAGGCUGUUGAGUUGUUAACACUUUAUGCAUCGGUUGUGGUUGUAGAGCUUCUUCUGAAGGAGGAAGAGCCGUACAAACAGUAGGAGCAGUGGCUUUCGACGCAAAUUGAAUUAUGUGCUCCCUCCCUUCCUGUGCCUUGUUUCAAGAUCCUACUGAAAAAUGCAUGGCCUCUGUGUCGAGGUUCUCACACCGUUAUGGAAAUCCUCCUUGAACCGUGCUGAAUUUCUGCCAUAAUUUGUAAAAAAAACCAACGACUGCAGCUACGUCUCGACCCCUUAGUUUGCCGCAAAGAAUUAUGAUAAUCUACAAAUGGAGAUAUAAUCGGGCCCGGUUUUAUACAUACAGGGCCUCUCUUGUCACACAAACACACACAAUGUGCCUUGAGAAAGUUGCUCUCAUACCACAUAGGUUUCUGCAGGGCAAGACUUCAGCUCUGAUGAUUCGGUACUGACAGCUGGAACACAAAUGUCACAUUUUAUUUAAAAAGCCAUGGUUAGACAUUUCCGGGACGCCUCUAUAUAUUUCUUUUUUUUUCUUUCUCGCAUGAUAAAGCGUCCGUUCAACUCCUGUGUUUAUCUGGUAUGCAUCAGGCUGCAGUGAGUAACGGAAGGCUCAAAACGUCAUGAAAUCCCACAAGUCUGUCAAAAGGUAAUAUAAUCAACCCACUCCUGCGAGGUUUUGCUAACUGGUCAAUUAAAACCAUCCUAACAAACUAAAACACCUCCACCAAGAGCAGCUAUCUGUCCAGUGGUCAUUCAUGGUCUUCUCCAAGUGGAGAGCUGCGGGUUGAGAAAUCCAGUGAAACCGUCCCAGUCUGAGGCCUAAAGACGCCACAUCUGCGACUCGGAGGUUCCCAAACCCGACUGCUUCCUCCACGAGGGUCAGAGGCAACGCCACUCUGGGAACAACCUCAACUUUGUGCCAAGAUUAGACACAGCCCUUGGCUUAGGUGCACGAUGACCAGAGAGGCCUUAAAAGCAGCCCCGUACUCUCGAUGCAUCUCCUCAGGGGACAAGGUCGCAAGCCUUAUUCAGAUCCCAAAAACAAUGGACAACCAAACCUUCACCCCCUCCACCUCCAGCAACUCAGCAGGGGUAAGGAUCUGGUUCAUGGCCAGGAAGCAGGUCACACUGCUGGUUCUACAAAACGGUCUGAGCCUCUAUCCGCCCUCCCUACAGUGAGCUUUCCCAGGGAGGCUAGGAAGCGUGAUCCCUCAGCAUAUG